UGCCUCUGACCAGGUGCAAAAGUCUUGACUCCCGAGUGCAAGGCCUCGCGCAGGCCGAAGCGCUGCGUGAAUUAGCGGUGGAUAUACUUCGUACGGGUGCCUGUUUUGCCUGUUACAUCGGCACUGAUCAGCCCGUGCCGGUUUGAUGCCAAGGCUUGCUGAAUGGGGUACCAACUCACAGGAAGCAGGCCGCUCGGUAGCCUAAGAUGAAGCAAGUCCUACUUGUCCGAGAGCCGUCCUCUCGACUGGCCGAAGGUCAAGUGUCGCACAUCGCUGACCAACGCGAUGCAGUAGAUGCAGUGGAAGCGCGCGCACAGUGGGAAAGCUACAUUCGCACUUUCCAAUCGCUCGGUUGGGAGAUCGAGAAAGUAACUCCGAGCGACAAGAGUCCUGAUGGCGUCUUCAUUGAAGACCAACUCGUCUACUUUGCUGCUGCAGGCCACCGACCGCUGCUCUUGCAGUGCAGUCCAGGCGCGUCGAGUCGCAUAGCAGAGGUCCCAGGCGCUCAAGCUACCGCUUUCAAUCUCGCUCAAAAAUACGGACUCGAGCUAGCCACCAUUGCGGCGCCAGGAACGUUGGACGGAGGAGACCUGCUGAAGCUCGGGCAGUCUAAGCUCGUUUACAUCGGUCAAAGCGCGCGCACGAACUCCGACGGUAGACGACAGCUCAGAGCAUUGCUUGAGCCCCGCGGCUACACGGUCAAUGAAGUGCCCGUGACGAAGGCCCUGCACCUCAAAUCGGCCGUAACGGCAUUACCGGACGGUACGGUGAUCGGCUGGCCGCCCAUAGUCGACGAUCCUUCACUUUUCGCCAACUUUCUCGCCAUCCCAGAAGAGCAUGGCGUCGCUGUCGUCGUCCUUGGGGACCAUGAAGUCGUCAUGUCUUCCGAUGCGCCUCAAACUCGAGCGCUCUUAGAGUCAAGAGGCUUGAAGGUACACGCGGUGGGUGUUUCGCAAUUUGAGCUCCUGGAGGGAUGCGUCACAUGCCUGUCAGUCAGGCUUCGAUCGCUGCCAUGACGGUUCACGAAAGAUACAUCUCGCUGAUUCCGUGCGACCCCACCAAAGCGUACAAGCACGUUUGGGUAUCUGUAUCUACCGCCAUAUCCGAUCCUCCGUGAUUAUCAACCGUGCGUAUUGCCAGCAGUUGGCGCAAGGAUUCAUGUGCACGUGCAAUACACAUUUUAUUUAGGC
Tilletiaria anomala UBC 951 is the source of this 1190-nucleotide messenger RNA. Its product is annotated as amidinotransferase. Gene Ontology annotation, biological process: positive regulation of nitric oxide biosynthetic process; arginine metabolic process. The record is from RefSeq and is a predicted model, not a curated record. The coding region runs from base 207 to 1016 and encodes 269 amino acids. Lineage: Eukaryota; Fungi; Basidiomycota; Exobasidiomycetes; Georgefischeriales; Tilletiariaceae. Gene Ontology annotation, molecular function: dimethylargininase activity; amino acid binding. The transcript has 2 exons.